Molecule: messenger RNA, 1872 nt
Organism: Mesorhabditis belari
Lineage: Eukaryota; Metazoa; Nematoda; Chromadorea; Rhabditida; Rhabditidae
Source: the annotation of a GenBank genome assembly
AUGAUUCAGAAGUGGCGCCUUGGGCGUUUUCCCGCCUUUGGAAGCGUUCCAUUCGCGACGCUGGACGAUUACGGAGACAAGCUGGGCGGCCCCAAUAAAUUUGGCGGUGCGCCGGAGGGGUCGACAGGCGAUGGCGGGGGACAUAUCCCUGUAGUGCCACCGGGUGUCUUCUUCGGAGGAUCCCUUCAUCGCCUUCCUCCACAACUCACCCAACAACGAACCACGAGUGCUGGCAGCUCGUCGUCGUCGGGGUGCUCGUCGACCACUUGUUGCGAUUUGCUUGAUCUAGCGGCAGCCGCUCAGCAGCACGCCGCUUUACUCGCUCACCAACACCGUCAGUUUCAAGUAGCCGGCGUGGUUCCGGGCUCGGCGGUGCUCUCAGCCGCCGAAUUGGUGCAGCUGGCCCAGGCGGGGUGUGGAGCAGGCUCGGCGGGCCUUAGUGGGCACGCCCUCCUGCCUCAUCCCUCUCAUCACCACCCCACUAACACGGGGCUCACUGGUGAUAUGGCGGCGGUGUCAAUGCCGCAUCAUCCGGGUGUCGCCGGUGGUCCUCCAAUGGCGAUGAAACAAAAAGCGGUGUCUAAUCCCGCUCAAAUGCUUCCCACGAAUCCACAGGCAUCAGCCUCGCAUGUGUCAAAUGCGAUCCUCACAGCUGCUCAGCCUUUCUACCAGGCUGCUCCACAGCCUGACGCUCAACCGGAUCGACCAAUUGGAUAUGGAGCUUUCGGAGUUGUUUGGUCGGUGACCGAUCCACGAACUGGCAAACGAGUGGCGCUGAAGAAGAUGCCAAAUGUCUUCCAGAAUCUCGCCUCUUGCAAGCGGGUUUUUCGAGAAGUGAAAAUGCUCUCAUCCUUCAAACAUGAUAAUGUACUCUCUCUGUGUGACAUCUUGCAGCCAGCUAAUCCACAUUUCUUCCAAGAGUUAUAUGUACUCACCGAGUUGAUGCAAAGCGACUUGCACAAAAUCAUCGUUUCCCCGCAACCGCUCACCACCGAUCAUGUCAAAGUGUUUGUCUAUCAAAUUCUUAGAGGACUCAAAUACUUGCACUCGGCCAAUAUCCUUCAUCGUGAUAUCAAGCCAGGCAAUCUGCUUGUCAAUUCAAAUUGUAUCCUCAAAAUUUGCGACUUCGGAUUGGCUCGAAUCUGGGAUUCGCGAGAUCGACAAAAUAUGACUCAUGAGGUAGUAACGCAAUACUACCGUGCCCCCGAGUUGUUGAUGGGCGCUCGCCGCUACACUGGAGCCAUCGAUGUGUGGUCAGUUGGGUGCAUCUUUGCCGAACUUCUCCAAAGGCGAAUCCUCUUCCAAGCACAAGGCCCCAUCGAACAGUUGAACUUGAUCAUUGAUCUUCUUGGCACUCCACAAGCUGACGAGAUGCGCUAUGCUUGCGAUUCGGCUCGUAAUCAUGUAAUGCGACUACCACCAAGACAUUCACAAGCGACCAGCCGUUUCUAUCAGCUCAACUCGCAGAUGACCGAUCAAGCUGUAGAACUGCUUCGAAUGAUGCUUAUCUUUGAUCCGGAUAAGAGAGCAACCGUCGAGCAAGCUCUCUCGCAUCCCUAUUUGGAAGAGGGUCGACUGCGUUUCCACUCGUGCAUGUGCACAUGCUGUUACAAUGAUCAAAACGGAUCUCGAAUCAUGACACAACACCUCGACCCGAUCCACGAGCAACCAUUCGAUCCAAAAUGGGAGAAGGAACUCGCACGGUAUUCCAUGUUCGAGCUCCGCGACAAGAUGUACAAGUUUGUCACAAAUCGAAACCCACUCAACGGCAUUCCAUUGUGCAUUAAUCCAAACUCUGCAGCCUACAAGAAUUUUGCGAACUCAUCUGUAGCGCAAGCAUCUGAGUUGCCACCAACGCCCACCCAAUGGGAG